Messenger RNA from Drechmeria coniospora, 684 nucleotides. Its product is annotated as putative oligomycin sensitivity conferring protein. The transcript has 4 exons. Gene Ontology annotation, molecular function: proton-transporting ATP synthase activity, rotational mechanism. Gene Ontology annotation, biological process: proton motive force-driven mitochondrial ATP synthesis. NCBI's taxonomy places the organism in Eukaryota, Fungi, Ascomycota, Sordariomycetes, Hypocreales, Ophiocordycipitaceae. The coding region runs from base 1 to 684 and encodes 227 amino acids. Gene Ontology annotation, cellular component: membrane. The record is from RefSeq and is a predicted model, not a curated record.
AUGCUCUCCCGACAAGUCUUCCGUACCGUCCGCGCCGCCGCUCCCCAGCGUGCCGUCGCAAUCUGCGCGACGCCGGCACGGACCUUUGCCGCCGCUGCCACUGGCAACGAGGGCCAACCCCCCAUCAGCGUCUUCGGCAUUGACGGCACCUACGCCUCCGCCUUGUACACGGCUGCUUCCAAGUCCUCGACCCUCGACCCCACGGCCAAGGCCCUCUCCAACCUCGCCAACAUCUUCGAAAAGGACGCCAAGCUGGCCGUUCUCUUGUCCGCCCCUACCCUCACCGCCGAGGAUAAGUCGGCCAUCGUUGCCGAGCUCAACAAGCACACCGGCGGCAGCAACCAGACGGUCCAGAACUUCCUCGAGACGCUCGCCGAGAACAACCGCCUCGGCCUGCUCCGGGGCGUCUGCGAAAAGUUCAGCCAGCUCAUGUCCGCCUCCCGUGGCGAAGUGGAGAUGACCGUGACGAGCGCUCAGGCUCUGGAUGCAAGGACUUUGUCGCGACUGGAGACUGCUGUCGCCAAGUCCGCCUACGUCGGCCAGGGCAAGAAACUCAAGGUCACCAACCAGGUCAACCCCGACAUUGUUGGUGGGCUUGUGGUCGAGGUCGGCGACCGAACCAUCGACCUCAGCGUCUCGGCCCGUAUCGCCAAGAUGAACAAGCUCCUCAACGACACCCUGUAA